AAACUCACUUUUUAGGGAAGCUCUCAAAGUUUUCGUGUAAUUAGGCGCAGUAGGCUUGAGGUGCCACAUCACAAAAUAUGGAAUUUAUGCGGAGGAAAAUGAAGACUAUUGUUUUUAUGAAUGCACUUGUAACGGUUAUCUGGUGUGCCUCUCCGCGCUGCAACCCUGAAGACGAAUUUCUCGGUCGUUUUUGCAAAGAACCAGAACCUGAAAAACCCAAGUGCGUGGACAUCAUGAUGAACUACUGCGACGACAUGUCCUACACCCACACCAUGUUCCCCAACAUCCUGGGCCACAGGACCCGUGAGGAGGCCGAGCUGGGCCCCGAGUACCUCCUCCUCAGUGUGGUCCACAACCUGCUCAAUGGAGAGUGCACCCCGGACAUCCGCAUGCUGGGCUGCUCAGUGCUGGUGCCACGCUGUGAGAAGGAGAAAGUGCUCAAGCCGUGCAGGAGUACCUGCGAGGCGGUGCGUAAGAGCUGUCGCCACGCCUUCGAGGGCAUCGAGAUGGCCUGGCCCUACUUCUUGGACUGUGACCGUUUCUUUGUCAGCGACCAGGAGGGUUGUUACGACCCACUGGAGGGCCUACGAGUGACACAAGAAGAAGACCAGGCCAGUAUAGACAAUUCCCCUGAGGAGCCUCAUACUGUCAUCCAGUUUAGCUAUCAGUCUAACACCCAGAUGAACAGCAUCCUGAAGAAGACUGCAGCGCAAUGCCCCGAAAUCGCCACAACUUACAGCAUCGGCCGCAGUGUGGAGGGCAAAGACCUGCUAGUGAUUGAGUUCUCAAACAACCCUGGAGUACAUGAAUUACUUGAACCGGAGAUGAAGUACAUAGGCAACAUGCACGGGAACGAGGUGCUGGGUCGCCAGCUGUUGAUCUAUCUGACCCAGUACCUGUGUUCAGAGUACCUGCUGGGGAACCAGCGCAUCCAGAGCCUGAUCAACACCACGCGUAUCCACAUCCUGCCCUCCAUGAACCCUGACGGCUAUGAGUUGGCUGCUGCUGAGGUCCAGGGCACCAACGACCCCGAGAAUGAGGAGGCUCAGAACUACUACAGCUGGACGCUGGGUCGAGGUAAUGCCCAAAACAUUGACCUGAACAGGAACUUCCCUGACCUGACCGCUGUCGCCUACGGCCGCCGCAGACACCGGCAUUUCCGUAGCGACCACAUCCCAAUCCCAGACGCUUACUGGUUUGAUAAGGUAGCUCCAGAGACAUACGCAGUCAUGAAGUGGAUCAGGUCCAUUCCCUUUGUGCUCUCAGCUAACUUCCACGGAGGAGAGCUGGUGGUGUCCUAUCCCUACGACCUCUCCAAACACCCACUAGAGGAGAAGAUGUUCUCCCCCACGCCAGACGAACAGGUAUUUAAGCAGAUAGCGAGAACAUAUGCAGAUGCCCAUGCCACCAUGUCAGGAAAUAACUCUGAAAGGUGUGGGAGCUUUGGCAGCAUCGGCCAGGACGGAAUCAUUAAUGGAGCAAAGUGGUACAGUUUCGCAGGUGGUAUGCAGGACUUCAACUACCUCCACACUAACUGUUUGGAAGUGACGGUGGAGUUGGGCUGUGAUAAAUUCCCAGCUGAGGAGGAGUUAUACACAGGCUGGCAGGACAACAAAGAGGCUCUGCUCACAUUCAUGGAGUCGGUCCACCGUGGAAUAAAGGGAAUAGUAAAGGAUGCGGAUGGGAAUGGAAUCAAAGGUGCAAGGAUAUCUGUCCGAGGAAUAAGGCAUGACAUCACAACAGCUGAAAACGGAGACUACUGGCGCAUGCUAACUGCUGGAAUCCACAUCCUGACUGCCUCUGCACCAGGCUACACCAGGGCCAUGAAGAAGAUCCACCUCCCGGCACGCAUGCAGAAAGCAGGCCGGGUGGACUUUGUUCUGCAGAAGGCAGUGGUGGAGCCUGACAUAGAGGAGGACUAUAACAUCCCUUCCAUGGGAACCUAUGAGCGCUUUGACCCCUACAACCAGUUUGAGCGCUAUUCCAUUAGGGAGCAGAACCAGAACAGAGAGGAGAGGCAGGAGAAACCAUGGUGGUGGAGCUACUUUAGCCGCGCCCACGGAUCUGCUCCCACCUGGCUUCUCAGAAUUGAUUAGAGCUUCUCCACUCCAAUAAAAUAGAAUAUUCUAUGGCUAAUUCUAUGGCUCUCGUUCCUCCUAUAGCCCUCUUUCUCAACUCUGGUCCCUGAGUACCAUCAAGGUUUGUAGAUGUCUGUUACAACUCAAUACUAGCAAACAUAAUUCAAUUCAUCAAUGGCUUGAUAAUUAGUUGAAUCAUGUGUGCCUGUAUAGGGCUUGAAUAAAAAAUUUGCAACCCUGGGGUUUCUCGGGGACCAGAUUUGAGAACACUGCAUUACAGGAUCAAAGACAGGCUACUAUUUGAGUUGAAUAUGAUUUACAUAAUCUUAUUCUAAAAGUAACACAUUUUAACGUUACCAUUAUUAUCCGUUGCUUCAAACUUGUCAUAACUGAAUUUAAAGAGGAAAUAGCUAGUUGGCUGGCCAUCAAGUUGUUCAUGAUAGCAAUAUGUAAAUUUAACAAGGCAUAGUUAAUUUAAAGUGUUUUCUCCUAAAGGUAGCCCCCAUUCUCAAGCUUUUGCCCUGUUAUGCUGCUUCACUUUAUGCCCAUAAUGCAACACCGGAAGGUUGAACGACUCCAUUUUACCAUUUGUCUCUCCACCCUCACAUAUUUGUACAUGUUUAUAAUAAAACAUGAUUAAAUAACAAUAACUAUUGCUACUACUGGCUUUUUGUAUGUUAAAUAAAAGAGAGAAACAUUGUUAACACAUUCUCUUCAGUUAAAUUUGACCUCCCUUUAAAUCUUCCAAAAUGAGGUAAGUUCAAUUCUUAUAACACUGUAAAGUAUCUAAUUCUCAGACAGUCACAGUUCCACUUUACAAUAAGUGUUCCCUAAAAUGUGUCUACAUGGUAGUAAAUGGGUCCCUAGUCUCUUUAAAAGAUGUAAUGAAACUCAUUGGCCAUAAGAGGGCAGCCUAAUUUCACUUGUUGUUGCCCAUGCUACAUAUUCAACUGAACUGCCAUCCCAGGCAAGACAACCAUUCCAGCCAACCCCAUACUGCAUCCCCCCUCUCUACCACACGACCACGUAUAGCAUCUGUUAAAGUAGAACCAGAGGCAGUGAUAUGUCAGUCUGUGGUACCAGUCAACCGUGCUUUAUGAACUAGAAAGUGUGUCAUUUCAUAUAGCGCUCGGCAUCAAUUUACUCUUGUGGCUCUAGUUGUUAUCUUCAGUAUUUGUCUUACAUUUUACCUAGAUAUGAAUUGAUCUGAAACAAAAUGUUCAGUCAUGUCUUGUAAUGUAAUUGAUGUUAAGUAAUUGAUGUUAACUUGUGAAUAUCAUUAAGGUAACCCCUUAACAGGUAUGCCAACACUGCCUGUUCCUUGAAAGAAGAGAACAAUCUCCUUUGCUAAUGGUAAAGGAUGCUGUAUAGGCUUGCAAUAGCUUACAUUAUUUAAUACCAAUGGACACCACUCCAGAGUAUUCAGCUAGCAAUGAGAAUAAAUGCUUUCUUCAAUCUCCCCUACAUACAUUUGAGCUGAUGUUCAGUUAUGAUUAGUAAACGGAGGUCUAAUCUGAU
This is a messenger RNA of Oncorhynchus kisutch (coho salmon), 3596 nucleotides long. RefSeq names its product carboxypeptidase Z-like. NCBI's taxonomy places the organism in Eukaryota, Metazoa, Chordata, Actinopteri, Salmoniformes, Salmonidae. Gene Ontology annotation, biological process: peptide metabolic process; protein processing. Bases 78 to 2096 code for a protein of 672 amino acids. The record is from RefSeq and is a predicted model, not a curated record. Gene Ontology annotation, molecular function: zinc ion binding; metallocarboxypeptidase activity; protein binding. The transcript is spliced from 12 exons.